Messenger RNA from Jaminaea rosea, 493 nucleotides. RefSeq lists its product as hypothetical. The transcript has a single exon. The record is from RefSeq and is a predicted model, not a curated record. Lineage: Eukaryota; Fungi; Basidiomycota; Exobasidiomycetes; Microstromatales. Bases 205 to 456 code for a protein of 83 amino acids.
AUCAGACGCAUCGGCCUUUACGCGGCGAGGAGAAGAGCAAAUGAAGCUUUGACAUUAGAAGAUCUGAAAAAUUGGGCAGGACGAUCUUGGUGUGACGGGGUGAGAACGGUGGAGGAUGGGCGGUAGACAAGAUUUGGAGGCGAAUGGGCGUGGGGAGGAGGAAAGGACACGAGUUCAGGAGGCGGACAGAGGACAGCGUAAACGAUGACAUCGGCUUGUAGGAAAAGCCGCCUUUUGUGCGCGGCAAUGAGGAGGCUCCCGCUCGUUUGCGUGUGUCGUCUGACAAGGGCGAGCUCUGACAGGCUCAGAGUAGUGGUAGGCGGGAAGAGUGUCGGGUGUCAAGAGGAGGUAUCGCGAGGUUGGGUGGUGAGAGGGGGUGGUGACGCCUGGGAAGGACGAAUACGCGAGCGUAGUUGGGUUGCCCGACGGGUCCGGGAGAGUUUGAGGAUUUGUUAGCCCUCAAGCGAGGCACGUCGAUCUAUUCAACCGUGUU